AUGGCUAACGCUGGUAUACUCUACGUCACUAUGCAACCCAAACCCUCCUUAUCACUUGACCAAUUUCAUGAGUGGUACAAUAAUGAACACGGCCCGACCAGAUUAAGAAUCCCGUCUAUCUUUAGCAAUGGCCUUCGGUACAGCGCAGCCGCUGGCACCGACGCCAGCCAGCCACAGUACAUGGCGGUUUACGACGUGGUUUCGAUGCAAUCCCUAGAGACGGAUACCUACACUUGCCUACGCGCCAACCGGUCCGCUCGGGAAGCUGAGACUAUAUCGCAAGUGGAUGUAAAACGCUACUUCUACGACUUGAUGCAUACCAAGCAAUCACCUCUGUUCGCGCCGAUUGAGCAGCUCUCAGAUGACGAGGCGGUGGGCAUUACAACUGUGGCGGUAGAAAUGUCACUAAAGGAUGUCCCAGGAGGAUUUGAAGAAUAUCAAAGUUGGUAUAAAGAAGAACACGUUGAAAUGCUAGCCAAGGUUCCCGGCUGGCUGCGCAGUCGCCUUUUCCAGACAUCAUCUGUUGAGCACCCUGGCCAGACUGUGCUAUUCAUGUUACAUGACUACACAAAGGAGAACGGCCUAGGUGGUCCUGAGCACAAGGCCUCUAUGGAUACCCCACGUAGGGAAAAGGUUUUCAGCACGUACGUGGGCAAGAAAGGAAGAUCGACCUGGGAAUUGUUUUACACCUUUGGUGCCGCACCGCGAGAACUGGCUGCACUUGGGAGGUUACCAAACAGUGCUGCUUUUGAGUCUGCCGAUAAAAAGACAUCAACGACACCCGGACAAGAUGCAGCCAUUACAUCGUACAUUGAGACAGCUGACAACCUGGUCAUCCCAUUCCGAUUAGAAGGCAAUGCCUCCCCCAAUGCGCCCACCAUUGCGUUUUGCAAUUCUUUGUUGACCUCAUACUCGAUGUGGGAUCCUCUAGUUGCUAUUAUCAAAUCGCAACGCCCAGACGUUCGAAUCCUUCGCUACGACACGCGCGGUCGAAACAGCAUUCCGCAGCCUCACAAAGCCGCAACACUAGUCACCGUGACUUCGGAUUUGGUGCAAGUUCUCGACACGCUACGCAUACAGAAACUAGAUAUUCUUAUCGGAGUUUCUAUGGGAGGAGCCACGACUCUGAACUUUGCCCUUUCCCACCCCGAUCGUCUUUCGAAAUUUAUCGCGGCAGACUUCAACUGCACGUCAAGUCCUGCGAAUACACAAGCUUGGAAGGACCGCAUCGAAGUUGCCCGAAAUGAUAACGGGGCUGGAAUUCAGGUGCUGGCUGAGCAGACAGUCACUAGAUGGUUUUAUCCCCAGACGGUACAAGAAAAACCCGAAGUCGCACAAUGGAUGACGCACAUGGUUGCGACCAAUGACGUUGAAGGCUUUGCACACAGCUGUACUGCCUUGUGGGACUACGACUUAAAACCAUUGUUACAGUCUUGCAAGAUUCCGGGCUUGUUGGUAGUUGGAGAUCAAGAUGCUGGAGGCGCCCUUGUGAAAGCCAUGCAAGGCUUUCGCUCAAGUAUCGGCCCCUCUGGCGCGGAUAUAAAAAUUGUUGAAAACACUGGUCAUCUGCCCAUGUGCGAGGACCCAGGAGCCUUUUGGGCUGCCAUUGCUAGCUUUUUAUAG
[Torrubiella] hemipterigena is the source of this 1623-nucleotide messenger RNA. Lineage: Eukaryota; Fungi; Ascomycota; Sordariomycetes; Hypocreales; Clavicipitaceae. The record is from the annotation of a GenBank genome assembly.